CUGGCCAACACGGUGAUAUCUAAUCAACCAAUUUCAGUGUCACCUCCGUUAAAAAAGGACAUCAGUGACAAUGAUGAUUCUCAUAUGGAAUCCAUCAUGUGUAAAAACUGCGGAAAAUGUCAGUGUUCAGCAUGUACAGAUCCACGAGAACUACCAACUCGAUGGUGCUGUGGGGAAACCUGUGAAUGCUCGGCUGAGAAAAUUAUAGACACCACAACAUGUUUCUGUGCAGUGAAAUGUGCAUUUUAUCAUUGUGGUGGAGGUGGCCAGGAUGACAAUACAUGUUACGAGGAUCCAUGUGCGUGUGGACCUCCUCAUUUUUGGAAGCGAUGGAUUAGCAUGUCGGUGAUGUCGCUUUGCUUUCCAUGUCUCUGUUGCUACUGGCCGGAGAGAUUGUGUCUGAAAGCUGUAACGUCUUGCUACAAUAGAUGUCGUAAAAAAGGGUGCCAAUGU
Molecule: messenger RNA, 453 nt
Organism: Lottia gigantea (owl limpet)
Lineage: Eukaryota; Metazoa; Mollusca; Gastropoda; Lottiidae
Exons: 1
Biological process (GO): multicellular organism development; negative regulation of MAP kinase activity; animal organ development
Cellular component (GO): membrane; cytosol
Source: RefSeq, a predicted model, not a curated record